Seriola dumerili (greater amberjack) is the source of this 1851-nucleotide messenger RNA. RefSeq names its product mitochondrial carrier 1 (gene mtch1). Gene Ontology annotation, biological process: positive regulation of apoptotic process. Bases 45 to 983 code for a protein of 312 amino acids. Lineage: Eukaryota; Metazoa; Chordata; Actinopteri; Carangiformes; Carangidae. The transcript has 12 exons. Gene Ontology annotation, cellular component: membrane; mitochondrion. The record is from RefSeq and is a predicted model, not a curated record.
ACUGACCGGUGAUGAACCGUCUCCCUCCGUCACGGUAACUAAAGAUGGAAUCACCAGAAAACCUGUCCGGUCAGGAAGUCGGUGUGGAGCAGGAUACUACACCGACCUCCGUGGAUGUGGACACUGCUGUGUUGCUGCUGGGAGCGGGAGUAACAGCCGUUACACAUCCGCUGCUAUACGUGAAGCUGCUGAUACAGGUGGGACAUGAACCUCUUCCCCCGACUGUGGGCACAACCAUGUUUGGGAGAAGAGUCUUAUACUUGCCUGGCUUUUUCUCCUAUGCACAACACAUCGUAAAAGUGGAUGGAAAGAGGGGACUCUUCCGUGGCCUCUCACCUCGUAUAAUUUCCAGUGCCAUCUCUACCAUGGUUCGGAGCAAAGUUAAACAGCAGGUGGAGCUUCUGUUCAAGAGAGAUGAGCUACAGACUUCACUCAGGAGAGUGGUCAAAGAGACCACACAUGAGAUGAUCAUCCAGUGCCUGUCCAGAGUCGCCACUCAUCCUUUCCAUGUUAUGUCAGUGCGGUGUAUGGCCCAGUUUGUUGGCAGAGAGGUCAAGUAUGGAGGGAUGUUCAGCUGUAUUGUCAGGAUUUUUAAGGAGGAAGGAGUUUCUGGAUUCUAUGUUGGUCUCAUACCCCAUGUGCUAGGAGAGGCGCUCUUCCUGUGGUGUUGUAACCUCCUGGCUCACUUUAUUAACACCUACGCUGUAGACGAAAGUUUCAGUCAGGCCUCAGCAGUAAGAAGCUACACUAAGUUUGUGAUGGGAAUUGCAGUGAGUGUCCUGACGUAUCCGUUCAUGCUGGUGGCCGAUCUGAUGGCCGUCAACAACUGUGGCCUGGUUGCAGGUCUUCCUCCUAACUCUCCCAUCUUUAAGUCCUGGAUGCACUGCUGGAAUCACCUGAGCCGAAAGGGUCACCUCUUCAGAGGAUCCAGCUUCUUUUUCCGCCGGGUGCCUGUGACCUCCCUGCCCUCCAUCGAGGACUGACAUCAUCAACAUCUUCACUUGUUGGGAUGUUCGUCCUCUUCCUGCUAGGAAAGAUUUUUUCAGACACCCCAUUUCCCCUGUCAGCCUCUGAUGUAGCAGGAACAGCGGAGACGGCGCAGCUCGUGGUGCCAACGAACUUUUGGUUACAGGAGCUUUAGUUCAGUUCAGAUGAGGAAGGAGGUUGUUACAGUGUUUUGUUCUUGCCUGCAGUGACUACAGCUCUGAUCUCAUAGCUACGUCUCCAUAGCAACAGCUGCUGAGGCUCAUGGGUACUGCAGUAAUUAAUGCAAACCACAUAUUCCUGAUGAUUAUUAUCAUCAUAUAUAUGAUAUAUAUCAUAAUAAUAUGGUCAGUGUUGGAGCACUUCCUGUUUCUGAACCUCAUCGGGUUAGUGAUGUCAUCGAUGAUCCUGAUUCUGUGUUGAGGAGGAACCUGAAUUUAACCUUUCAAAAAACUAGACCACCCUCCUUACCACCACCCACUGGUCUUUCACAUCGACCACUUUGUUUUCCAUUCAUUUCCUCGCAGUUUAAAAGUCUUACACUCUUUAAACCUGUUUGAGAUGCGUCAUCCACCACUGCCAGUCACAUUAUCAGAGGUUUAAAUCAGUCUGUGAUUGAGCUACAUUAUUAUGGAAAUGUUUGAUUUUAGUGAAUUAUGUGCUUCAACACUGCAGGUUGAAGCUGCAGGUUUGGAUCAUACAGGACAAACUGAAGGUUUCGUUGUUUCAAUGCAGUUCAAAACAGUGUCUUUGUUUCUGUUCAUGGAAACAGUGUCUGAGACUGACACAAAGUGUUUCCUAUUUUUUUAAGUUUAAAGACGAUUUAAAAACCGUGAGCACAUAGGAGAAAACACACACUUAAAUAAA